Messenger RNA from Rhagoletis zephyria (snowberry fruit fly), 840 nucleotides. NCBI's taxonomy places the organism in Eukaryota, Metazoa, Arthropoda, Insecta, Diptera, Tephritidae. The record is from RefSeq and is a predicted model, not a curated record.
AUGGGUGGUGCCGGCGCCGGAAACUCGCAGUCAUCGUCCUCACUGCACCUCAACUCGCUGGCCAUCAACGGUGGUCUGUCAGUGGCGGUCGGUGGUAACAACGGUAGUGGCGGCAAUCACAGCGGACAGCGCAAUGGACACAGCGGCAGCAGUACGAGCAGUCGAAGCAGCAACCAGUCCAGUCAGGGCAGCAGCAAGUCGGGCAGCACUCGAGGCACCGCAUCGUACUCUCACCAGAGCGGAGCAGUGGGCAAGGACGGCAAGGGACCCAGCAUUGAUGAUGUCUCCCUCAUUCAUCUGUCAGUGCGAGAGCUGAACAAGCGCCUGAACGGCCUCUCCAAAGAUGACAUCAUUCGGGUGAAGCAGAAGCGACGGACGCUGAAGAAUCGAGGUUACGCGCAGAACUGCCGCACCAAGCGCAUGGAGCAGAAGCGAACGCUGGAGGAGCGACUGAAGGACCAGCAUGAGCUGCUCCGAAAGUACGAGGCGCAAAUUGCAAAGGACAAAAUGGAGAAACAGAGUUUGAGAGAAGAGGUGAACGAAGCCCAUCGAAAACUGCGCUACUACGCAGCCCAUUUUCACAGUGCCAUGAGCACACCAAUGCAGAGUCACCUAGCCGGUGUUGGUGGUGGCAACGGCGGUAAUGGUCACCAUCAUCCGGAACAGCACAACCAGGGCCUGGGUCAGAACCAGAAUGCAGUGGGACAACAGCAGGUGGUGAGCACAACCUCCGGCACACCUAAUCCCAAUGAAAUGCAGUACGAGUGCACCAGUUCGCUCUCCAGUGCGUCAAGUGGCAACUCGACGCCCAACUCCAGCAUGUUUGAGUGCAACUCAUAA